Messenger RNA from Leptonychotes weddellii (Weddell seal), 449 nucleotides. Lineage: Eukaryota; Metazoa; Chordata; Mammalia; Carnivora; Phocidae. The record is from RefSeq and is a predicted model, not a curated record.
UUUGGAGGAGACUCGAUGGAAGCAUUCUUUUUCAUGCCAAGCUGACAGGCUUCAAAGUAAACUGGAUGGCUUCUACAGGGAGCCAGGCCUCUGAUAUAGACAAGAUUCUUGGAUACUUCAGUGAUGGCGCACCCCCCACCAAAAAGCCCAGGAAGCUGCUUCCAAGCUUAAAAACUAAGAAGCCGCGGGAACUUGUGCUGGUGAUCGGAACGGGCAUCAGCGCCGCGGUGGCACCGCAGGUUCCAGCCCUGAAGUCCUGGAAGGGCUUAAUUCAGGCCUUGCUGGAUGCCGCCAUUGACUUUGAUCUCCUAGAAGACGAGGAGAGCAGAAAAUUUCAGAAAUGUCUCCAUGAAGACAAAAACCUUGUCCACGUUGCCCAUGACCUUAUCCAGAAACUCUCUCCUGGAACCCCAGAAAGAUUAGAGAUAAUUCUUACCCUUUUUGGGUGA